Molecule: messenger RNA, 1414 nt
Organism: Brachypodium distachyon (stiff brome)
Lineage: Eukaryota; Viridiplantae; Streptophyta; Magnoliopsida; Poales; Poaceae
Exons: 3
Coding region: 1-1305 (434 amino acids)
Source: RefSeq, a predicted model, not a curated record
AUGCUCUCCCGCCUCUUCGGUGCCGUCUCCGGCGGCCUCCACCGCUCCCUCUCCACGGCCGCCUCACGGCCCCCGUGGGCCCUGAUCUACAAAACAUCGGUAGACAAGUCUGGAGCACCGUCGCCGGGCGCGUCCUUCCACGUCAACGAGCCCCCGUUCGUUACCAACCUCACCGUCCCGGCCCACUUCGUCCACCCGCGCCCCCUCCCCGACCGCGAAACCGGCGAGUACGGGUUCGUCUCAGGCAAAACCGGCGCCACGAGCAGCGACGGUUUCCUCCUCGUUUGCUUCUGGGAAGCCCGCUUCAACACCCCCACCAUCGGCGACGGCAGCGGCUCCUCGUCAUCUGCGAUACGCGACUUGUCCUGGUUCGGCAUGAACAUUCGGCCGGAACUCACGCGCUUCGUCUGCAACCCGCUCAGCGGCGAGCUGUACCGCCUGCCGGACGUCGACGGCACCAAGAGGACCUCGAAGCACCACCACCUCGGCCUCCUCACCCAGUCCGAAGGCGGGCACGGGCCGCCGGAUAGGUACGCGGUAGCUGAGAUGUUUUCCGCCGAUAGCUGUGAGGAUGAUGGCUUCGUCAUGCGGCGGUUUCUCUCGGAGACGGGGGAGUGGGACAAGGUGGUCGGCUUGCCGUCCCCUUUGCCGCCUGGGCGGUGGAUGCAUAUCGAGAACGCCGUGGUGCCCUUUGGCGACCGGCUGUGGUGGAUCGACGAGAGCUGGGGUGCCAUCUCGGCGGACCCGCUUAGCGACCGGCCGGAGCUCCGUUUCGUCGAGCUGCCGAGAGGGAGCGUGCUGCCUGACCUGGAUGGCGUCGUGUUUCCGAGGACACUGGGCAAAUACCGGCGUGUGGGUGUCAGCGAGGGGAAGAUGCGGUACGUCGAGGUGUCCAAGGAGAACCCGUUCGUGAUCAGCUCCUUCUCGCUCGACGACGGGGCUAGUUCCUGGACGCUGGACCACGAGGUGGCUUUUGCACCAAUUUGGGCGGAUGAACACGCUUCGGUCUUGGAGAAGAUGCCGGCGAUUGGGGCCAUUGACCCACUGAACUCCAAUGUUGUCUACUUAAUCUGCGGUGGCCAACUUCUCGGCCUGGACAUGGUUAAGGAGAAGGUAACUGGGAGUUCUCGUCUAGCUAUACCCCAAGUCCAAUUGCCCCUCCUACCAUGUGUGCUCCCAACGUGGCUGGAAUCAAGCCAGAUUCCUUCUGCAGGUCGGAGCGAGAAGACCACUGGCAAAAGGGAGGCUUUGCCAGACACUGACAAAAUGGGGACUUUCCAUCUAGAAAUAGAGCUGCUGAAGUGAGGUGUACUGGCUACAUUGCAUUGCGGUAUCGCAAAAAAAGUCAAGACAGUUGCUUUGGAGGAUUAGGAAACUGAUGUUGGUAGUUUCCUGGAUUCUCAUUUUUGGGGGA